AAGCGCCUCCUUCAGAGCGUUGGGCUGGAUCGCGUGAGGAGUGUUAUGGUGCAGCAUCACGAGCAACCCGGACACCAUCACCACCACCACCACCACCACAAAGGCCACCACCAUCACCACCAUCCCCAUGAAAGCGAUUCCGAUCACCUAAAACACCUUUCACAGCCCCAGAAGUUUCCAGACACCCCCGACAACCACGACGGUGCCGUGGGAAAGAAAAGCGAGGAUCCAGAUAGUCGUCUAAACCUCUAUGACAAGAAAAGCACGGUGGCGGCGGUGGCUCAGGAGGUCGGCACCACAGUGACAUACAGAGCUCAGCACGCGGUGAAACAACAAGAUGGAAGCCAGGGGCGACCGUCAGGGGAACAAACGACCAGGAUCGGCGUCACUGAGAGCCAGACACAGGCAACCGCAAGCGGCGACGGCGAGCAUGACCACGAUCAGGAUCAUCCCCACGGCCACAGCCAGAACAGUUCAGAGUGUCUGAACGCCUCCUUCAUCCUCUCCUCGCACGGGAUGUCUCAGGAGGCCGGCGUCACGCUCAGAGACUUCAGCUUUCUUUGCCCCGCCCUCCUCAACCAGAUCGACGGAGGAGCGUGCGUGCUGCACGGAGACGCCUCGGCACACGGGGCGAGAGAGCACAAGCAUCACAAGCAUGCUCACGGUCACCAUGGAGACCACAACCACUCAGACCACGACCACAGUGAGCACAUGGGCGGCGAGAACAGCAGAAACAUCACCACGGCGUGGGUCGGCGGCUUCCUCUCCAUCACCAUCAUCAGCCUGCUGUCUCUGCUCGGCGUCGUCCUCAUCCCGCUCAUGAACAAAGUUUUCUUCAAGUUCCUCCUCAGCUUCCUGGUGGCGCUGGCCGUGGGCACGCUGAGCGGCGACGCCUUCCUGCACCUCAUCCCCCACUCUCAAGGAGGCCACCAUCACCACCACGAUGACGACGCAGCAAUGACGGGACACCACGACCACGAGCACGAGGAGAACCUGGACGCGGUGUGGAAGGGCCUGACGGCUCUGAGCGGCGUCUACUUCAUGUUUCUCAUCGAGCACUUCCUGACGCUCGGAAAGAUGUACAAGGAGAAGAAACAGAAGAUCCAGAAGAAGUGUGAUCAGAACGAGAACGCGGAUCCGGAGAAACAGCCGGCGCUGGAGGAGAACAGCGUGAAGCCGAGUGAAGAUGUGGAGACUAACGGCGCCAGCACGUUCGGCGACCACUCGAGCAGCCUGCACGGCAGCAGCGUGGCGGAGGAGGAGCAGGUGAUGCUGGCGCCGCAGGUGUCCGUCGUUUCGCCGCAGGCUUACGGCCGAGCGUCGGGGAGCGCCGCUAACUACACCGACGAGGACUGCGAGAACAAAUGCCACUCCCACUUCCAUGACACGGUCGGACAGACGGACAGCAGGCACCACCACCACCACGACUACCAUCACAUCCUGCACCACCACCACUCUCAGAACCACCACCCGCACAGCCACUCCCACUCCUACUCGGAGCAGCACUUCCAGGAGGCCGGAGUGGCCACGCUGGCCUGGAUGGUCAUCAUGGGAGAUGGACUGCACAACUUCAGCGACGGCCUCGCUAUCGGCGCUGCGUUCACUGAGGGUCUGUCCAGCGGUCUCAGCACGUCUGUGGCUGUUUUCUGCCACGAGCUGCCUCAUGAGCUGGGUGACUUCGCGGUGCUCCUGAAGGCCGGCAUGACGGUGCGUCAGGCCAUUCUUUACAACGUGCUGUCGGCCAUGAUGGCCUACCUGGGCAUGAUCACCGGGAUUUUGAUUGGACACUAUGCCGAGAACAUCUCCACGUGGAUAUUCGCCCUCACGGCCGGGCUCUUCAUGUACGUGGCCCUGGUGGACAUGGUAAGUGAGCAUUACCCUCCAGCCAAUCAAAAGGGAGCAUCCACUCUGACAUCCUGA
Molecule: messenger RNA, 1920 nt
Organism: Neolamprologus brichardi
Lineage: Eukaryota; Metazoa; Chordata; Actinopteri; Cichliformes; Cichlidae
Source: RefSeq, a predicted model, not a curated record